This is a messenger RNA of Tarenaya hassleriana, 682 nucleotides long. RefSeq names its product autophagy-related protein 8h. Bases 94 to 459 code for a protein of 121 amino acids. NCBI's taxonomy places the organism in Eukaryota, Viridiplantae, Streptophyta, Magnoliopsida, Brassicales, Cleomaceae. The record is from RefSeq and is a predicted model, not a curated record. Gene Ontology annotation, biological process: cellular response to nitrogen starvation. The transcript is spliced from 5 exons.
AAAAAUCAAAAAAAGGAAGGGAAAAAAAACACGAAUUCUGCUCUGUAGAGCAUUUGCUUCGAUCGAACGAAUCUGUCGCCAGAAAUUAAUUUCAUGGGGAAAGUGAAGUGUUUCAAGGAUCGAUUCUCUUUCGAUUUUUCAGAUGAACGAGUGAACGAGUCUAGGAGCAUCAUUGCUAAAUACCCAGAUAGAGUUCCGGUGAUCAUCGAGAAAUACUCAAACACAGACCUUCCUGACAUGGAGAAGAACAAAUACCUGGUACCGCGUGACAUGACUGUUGGGCAGUUCAUCCACAUUUUGAGCAAAAGGCUACAGUUAGAUCCAGCAAAAGCUCUUUUCGUCUUUGUACAGAACACGUUACCUCAGACCGCUGGUCGGAUGGACUCUGUCUACAACAACUUCAAGAACGAAGACGGGUUCCUAUACAUGUGUUACAGCACAGAGAAGACCUUCGGCUGACUCUCAUUCUCUCCUAACAAAACUCAAACCAAAUAAGCAAUUGGGGAACACUCUUCAAGAUCCAUUUCUUUCAUUUGUUGCUGUGAAUAAUGUUGUUUGUUUGUUUGUUGUUCUCUGACGUCGCUGUACAUUAAAAAAAAUGACAUUUGACUCUGUAAAUGAACUGUCAACACAAAGGAAUAAUAAAGACAAAUAAAGGGAUUUGGUUCGGAAGAACACUGUU